AUGAGCUUCACCGGCCUUGCUCCGCCACCGUUUUUCAUUUCGACGUCCGGCCGUCCGUCAUUGCCAUGGGAGCAGUGGGAGCAGAUGUUCAACGUGUACUUGCUGGCAUCCGGAGCCACCGCAUUCAAGCCGGAGCAACGCAAGACUAUUCUUUUGCAUUGUUUGGGGGUGGAGGGCCAGCGUAUUUAUCAGACGCUACAUGCAGGGACCAGCCCCGCAGCACCGGCCGCGCCAAGUGCCGCAGCACUCGCCGAUGACAAGUCUGUCGUGGCCCCUCCUGACCAAUACGACUCUGCACUCGCCGCAUUACGGCACCAGUUUUCGAGGUCGCGCAACGUUAUCAUCGAGCGUCAUCGCUUUCACCGCCGCAACCAAGACACAGGCGAGUCCGUUCAUGACUUUGUUGCCGCUCUACGGGAGCUAGCGUCACAUUGUUCGUUUGCCUCACAAGAUGCUGCUCUGCGGGAUCAAUUCGUUGCCAGCGUAGCUUCCACUCGCGUACGUGAGCGGUUACUGCUCGAGGGUUCCACACUUUCAUUCGAGAAUUCUGUUCGAAUUACACUUCAGUUUGAGCAGGCGGCUGAAUAACUAAAGGAGCUUUCUGCUUCGGUCAAAGCAAUUUCAUUGAGGCAGCGUCGAAAACCAUCGUCGCAUUCUUCGAAAAAAAGGAAUUCACAACCGGCAGCCACCUUAGAGCAGAAUUUAACGAGGAGCGCGGGUGGCUCACGUGCGCCGCAGCGGAACCGCCCCCCUCAGCGGAACAGAGAACAGAGUAGCCGCUCCGGCUCGCCGCUUUGUUUCCGAUGCGGCUCGCGGGACCACAUCGCGUCAGCGCCGCAGUGCCCAGCGCAUGGCAAGACCUGUUCGUUUUGCGCUCGCAAGCGCCACUUUCAAAAGCCGCUGUUUCCUGAGGCGCUACAGCCCGCCACGCCGCAGCCACUGCCUCCUGACAUGCUACAGCCUGCCAUGCCGCAGCCGCUGUCUCCUGAGGUGCUACAGCCUGCCACGCCGCAGCCGCUGUCUCCCGAUAUGCUGCAGCCUGUCAUGCUACAGCCUCCUUCUCUCAGAUCCGUGGUCACGCCUCGGCCUCCACUCAGCCAUGCCGAAGCCGUGGUCACACCUCAGCCUCUACCCAUCGCCAAUUUGUACGUGCCAACAUGCGCCUUUCUAGUAUUGCUUCAACCUGUGCUGCCCCCGUCCGUCCUUGAGAGUGGCACCACAUUCUGA
Molecule: messenger RNA, 1227 nt
Organism: Dermacentor andersoni
Lineage: Eukaryota; Metazoa; Arthropoda; Arachnida; Ixodida; Ixodidae
Source: RefSeq, a predicted model, not a curated record